Messenger RNA from Rhagoletis pomonella (apple maggot), 1280 nucleotides. It is a transcript of the gene mei-W68, whose product is annotated as meiotic recombination protein W68. Lineage: Eukaryota; Metazoa; Arthropoda; Insecta; Diptera; Tephritidae. Gene Ontology annotation, cellular component: nuclear chromosome. Bases 168 to 1178 code for a protein of 336 amino acids. Gene Ontology annotation, biological process: reciprocal meiotic recombination; meiotic DNA double-strand break formation; meiotic DNA double-strand break processing. Gene Ontology annotation, molecular function: ATP binding; DNA binding; DNA topoisomerase type II (double strand cut, ATP-hydrolyzing) activity. The transcript is spliced from 3 exons. The record is from RefSeq and is a predicted model, not a curated record.
AUCGCGUUUUGAUCAUAAAAACAUGGUGGAACUAGUAUUGCUAAUACAAAGUACUUGAUAGCUAAAUGUGCAUAAAAUUUUUUUUUGUGGCUAAGGUGUGGAAAUUGGUAAAUUUUCAUUCGGAAAGUUCGCUAAUGACCCGUGGCAUGUCGCUUCUCUAAACUGGAAUGAUGCGUUCUACUUUAAUAUAUAACAUUGAGCACAUAGUCAUAAUUUUUUUGGAGAACCUCAUUUCCUGUAAGAAUGGGAUUUGUAAAUUUCGAAGAAGAACACCUAUGCCACUGCUUGAACGCAUGGUCGCAUGCAAAGUGAGCAAUUUUCAAAGUUCUUCUUUGUGCUUUUAUAUCAUGAUGGAAGCGCAUAGGAUUCUUUUAGCUGGUGACAAAUGUACAGUCAGAGAACUUUUUUACAAAGAUCCUGCGAAAUGUUGCAAACCUGUCAGUAUUUAUAAUAGUUUAAAAGAUGUCUGUACACUUUUAAGAACAACUCCAUGGAAUUUGGGAAUUUGCGCUUCUGGAAAAGGAUUAAUAGCAGGUGCGAUCCGCUUACAUAUGAUAAAUGGUGACGUGAUCGACUGCUAUACUCAUGGCGGUGCUGUUGUACUUCCACAAGAUCAGAAUUCCAUCGAUCGCUUGGAAACAACAGCCUCAUUUGUAUUACUUGUAGAAAAAAAUACCGUAUUUUCAAAACUCUUAUCACAAAACCUUUUCGGAGUUAUUGGUGUAGAUGUGAUAUUAGUCACCGGUAAAGGAUAUCCAGACUUAUGUACGCGCUACAUCCUAAAUCGUCUUUCUACCGAGCACAAUAUUCCAGUCUAUGCACUUUUCGAUGCUGAUCCAUUUGGUAUUGAUAUUUUAUUGGUCUAUCAAUUUGGAUCCAAAAAAAUGACACCAGAUAUAUCAAAGAAUUUAAUAUGUCCAGGUAUGCGCUGGUUAGGCAUACAUCCAAGCGAGCUUAAUAUGUUUAACUUUUCAAGCGCGGCGCUAAGCGAUAAAGAUAAUAAUAAACUUGAAAAAAUGUUGGCAUACAACUAUUUAAUACCCAGUUUGCACGCAGAAUUGCAAAUUUUACAGAUAUUACAACGGAAAGCUCAUAUCGACGACUUAAAUGAUAUUUCACAAAAUUUUCUUAUAAACGACUACAUUCCAAAUAAGAUAAAAAGAAAUCUUGUUAUUUAAGCAGAGAAGUAUUUUUUAAAAGAAAACUCAAACAUUCAGAUACAACGUUAAAUUGAAAUGAAUUCAUUUUUAAGUUGAAUAAAUACAUGUACGUAAUAUGUU